This is a messenger RNA of Brassica napus (rape), 3891 nucleotides long. RefSeq names its product F-box/kelch-repeat protein At2g44700-like. The coding region runs from base 313 to 1365 and encodes 350 amino acids. The transcript has a single exon. NCBI's taxonomy places the organism in Eukaryota, Viridiplantae, Streptophyta, Magnoliopsida, Brassicales, Brassicaceae. Gene Ontology annotation, molecular function: protein binding. The record is from RefSeq and is a predicted model, not a curated record.
GGUCACAUCAACCAAAUAGUUACAUUUCUAAUAAUUUUUAAUUGUUUUGUACUUGCAAAUUUCUAAAUUCUAGUAUUUGAAAAUUUGAAACAAAUACGGGACGAGAAACUAGUAUAACACGAAUAAGGAGUAGUUGUGCCCAGCGCUAGCCGCCGUAUAACACAAAGUUCAAGUCUCGUCGUAUAACAAGAUAAAAUGAAUCGUAUUCAUUUGUGUCAAACUUUCCAUAAAUAGUAAAUAUCUAACGAACUUUGAUAAUCUUUCUUGCGCUCUCUAACGCCGACGAGCCACCGCGAAAACAUCAACGACUCAAUGCCGCCGCCGUCGUUUUCCUCACUUCCCAUAGACAUCGUCUUGGAAAUCUUAGCUCGCGUGCCGAAACGCUUUCACCCGACCCUCUCUUGCGUCUCCAAGAACUUCCGCCGUCUUCUUCGUUCCCCGGAGAUACACAAGACUCGCUCUCUCCUCCGCAAAGACUCACUCUUCAUCUGCUUCGUCGGCAAAACGGAUGCGCAAUGGUUCACACUCCGAAGAGCUGAGAACAACAACCCGACGACAGAGAAGAACCGCUUCGUCUCCAUCGACCUCGCGUCUCCUUCUCAGACCGAGCAAGAACCCUGCGUCGUCGCCAUAGGCCCGGAGAUUUUCUUUAUCUGCGGAUCGUUCUAUCCUUCGUCAACCAUGUGGAUUCUUGAUUCAAGAACCGGGACGUUUCGCCAAGGACCUAGCUCGAGAGCUGAUAGGUUAUGCAGAAGCGUGGGUGUAGUCGGGAACAAGGUGUACGUGAUCGGGAUCUAUAGAGACGCCGACGAGAUGCACGUGGAGUCAUUUGACGUGAAGACGCAGACAUCGGAACUAGCGCCGGUUCCUGAGGAUCAAGGCUGGUGGUGGAGUUCGGCCCCAACUGUGUCGUGGAACAGGAAAGUUUGUGCGUUACGUGUUUCUGGCAAUGCUAGGUGCUACGAUCCUAUAGACGGGUCUUGUGAGAGUUUAGGUUUGGCUACUAAGGAUAAAUGGUUGUGGAGAACGGGUGCUUGUGUGAUGAACAAUGUGCUCUACGUUUAUUACGCUAGGUUCGGGCUGAUGUGGUAUGACUACGAGAUGAGGCUAUGGAGAGUGGUUAGUGGUUUGAGUCAUCUCAAAAAGGUUCGGUCUGUUGCGAUGGCGGAGUAUUACGGAAAGUUGGCCUUCUUGUGGGAAGAUGAGGAGGUUGGUGUGAGUGGUGAAAUGAAAGAGGUUUGGUGUAGAAUGAUUGCUUUGGAGAGGAAAGAAGAAGGAGUUGAUGGGAUGGCUGAAGCGUCUCAACUUCUGGGGAGUGUCCUUCGUGGCUAUAGGUUUCAUCAUUGUCUCUCUGUUUCAGAUUAAAAAGAAUAAAGUAUCCCUCGUGGCUUAUAGAUAGAAUGUCCUUAUGAACUACUUUGUCAUAGUUUCAGCCUUGUAAACUAUGCACAUGUGCUUUUGUCACCCUUGACAUUCCUACUUCUAUGUUUUAAGUAGUCUGAUUGUCAUAUACAUGGACUUGUCCUCUAUAUUUUCAGCAGUAGUUCAUAUUCGAUUCUUGAGCUCUUGCUUACUAAUAAAGUGUAAUUAAGUACUUAUGAAAUUUAAGAAAAUACAAAUUUUAUGAAAUUUUAUCUUGAGUAACAUUAACUAAAAAAUGUUCAUCCAACAAAAAAAAAUACAAGAUUUUGUAAUUGGUUACAAAUUUCAAAUGACAAUAAAUUUUAUCUUGAAUAGUGAAAAUAUUAUUUAUGAAACAAAAUCAAAAUAAUUAAACACUGCUCAAAGUGAUACACAGGGAGUAAUAAGUUUGACUAGAAUAACAAUGUUGAAUAAUAAAAUAACCUAAUCACAUUUUAAAUAACGUGUGAUCUAGCCAUUAAAAUAGUUGAGUAAUAGAAUAACUCACCUCAAGUGAAUCACAUUUGUUCGAGUUUGCUAGAUGUCAAUCCAAGUCUCAGCUUCAGAAGUUUAGACAAAUAAAAUCUAAUAUAAAAAGGGUGUCCAACUCUGAUUAACAUGAAAGAUGAAACCUUUUUGAAAAAGAGUCCAAAAACCAAAAACUACACAAACCUGUGAUUCUUCAACCUUCCAGCGAAAUUGGAAUCCAUCUUGUACCGCCGUUUUUACCAACAGAACAUGCCGUUGAAGAUGUUUAGGUAGUUUGAAGAUGUCAGGGUUGUUCCAUGGAUGCAUACAUUCACAUUUGUCUGCACAAUUGCAGUUACCAGCCAAGAACUCACUAAUUUCACUGAAGAGAAAAACAUUAACAAAGAUGAUUAAAUAGAAGAAGCUUGAAUACAUCCGAUUACAUGCUUUGGUUCAUUUACUGAUGCGGUUCAAUCUGCGCAAGACGUACCUGCUUCCCACAACCAAGGCAUACGCAAGACUUAUCCGUGCUAUUGUUUUAGAUUUAACUAAAAUCACCUUGUAUUUUUUUCUAUUUCAGAUCAAGAAGAAUACCUCUGUUUUAUUUGAUUAUAGAGAUUGUUUUUUAUCCCUUGUCUUCCAGAAAGUAUUAUGGCUGGUCGUUGUAGAGGAGCUCCUACAACUCAUCAGUGGUUCAACCAAUCUCAAGCUAACACCAAAAGAUACCUUAUGUGAAAGAGAAUGAUCAUGCACUCUUAAACUAGUUUUUAGGAGUGAGUUAUACACAUUACUAUUACAUAUAUUUGACAUGCUUCAUUAAGAGUUAUGACUUAUGAACAAUUGCUCUUUUAAUACUCUCCUUGUUUGUUGAUUGCUUCCUGCUCAUCAGUCUACCAUAAGACUAAAUUUACAGAAAAUAUAUGUUACAUAGCUUAUAAGAUGGAACAAAAUUUUACAAAGAAAAAAAAAAGAAAAGAAAAGCUAAAACAACAUUUUAUGCUGGGGUUUGAAAUAUUUGCACCCCUAUAUUUACAUACACACAUAUAUGUGAAUGUUAUUGGCAUAAACAAAAAGUUUUUCUUCUUCUUUUUUUGUUUCCUUGCUUUUUUUUUUUUAGUACUUAUCUAAACAAUACAAAAUUCUUCAUCCUUUUGGUUCCUCCUCUGUCUCGCAAUGAAAGACUCGAUCUUGUACCUUAGUUCAUCAUCAGAAACAUCAGCAUGUCUCUCUGUCUCCGAUCUCUUCAACCUUCCACAAGAACUCUUCUUCGAGCCCUCGAGAUUCUCUGACCCACUCCUUUGCUUCUCUCUCUUCACAGUUAUGUCCUUCUUGUCCGUACUCUGUUUCUCUCUGUUAUCUUCAGUACUCUGUUUUGCCCUGUUCUCCAACAUGCUCUGUUUUGCUCGGCUCUGUUUCUUUUCUUCACUGCUCUGUUUUUCUCUGCUUAUAACAUCUGUAUGUAAAGUCUUCUCUCUUCUUGAGCUCUCUCGAACAAACUCGUUGUAAAAUUCAUUGCUGUUUCUCUGUGCAUCAGGUUCUUGAUUCGUAAAGAGACCGCACUUGGCGACUACGGCGAUGACUAUGGCGUUCCCCAAGAGGAAAGCAAGGUGACGGUUGAUGAGAAAACGUGAGAGGCCAGAGUCCUCGAACAUGAUGACUAGUUGGUAACAGAGCUUGGCCACUGUAACCAUAACCACAGUUAUCUCGAUCACUCGGUAAAACAAAUCCAAGAGUUUUUGAGCUCGAGGCUUCUUCACAGCAGCCUUCAUCUUUCUCGGUUUAGCCUUUUGGGUACUAGGCGAAUCCAUUUGAAGAGAGAAUGAUUAGCUUACAACAGUAGAUGUUGUAGAGCACAAAAAGAGAGAGAGAGUAGAUAUUCAGUUUAUGGUGGGGGAAAAAACAGAGGAGAGACUGACUCUGUUUCUCUCUUUGCUUCUUCUUUGUUUUUAUUUUUUAGCUUGAGAGAAUGUACCUUUGCAAUGCAAGUGUUUAUAUAGGGGUCACUGAGUGCAUUUGCUUCUU